GUCGAUCCUCGGUGAGCAGCGGAGCGCGGCUUGUCUCACAGAGCGCUGCCUCCCCGGACACGGCCCGCAGCAGACGAGGAGGAGGAGGACACGGCAGCUUCUUCGCGUCACACUUCGACAGUGCUCAUUUAUUCCGUCUCCUCUUCGCGGGGACACCUCGUCGAGAACCAGCCGCCGUGGCUCGUGAGUCGUUAUAUAAAGCGAGUAACGGACCUGGAUGAGCGCGGACGUUCCGGCGUAGCGGCGCAACAACAGCCGCAUGUGUUUGGCCGGGCUCGGCACUGGGAAGGAGACAGAACCCCUCGGAGCUGCGGGUGAAUCCGUUAGCUGUGUGCGUGUUUUGGUGCUGAAUUCAUUCAAAUAGCGAGCAGCUAGCUUUGCGCAGCGCGGCGGCGUGUUUCACUAUUGUGUGCGUUUGAUUUGAACCUAGCUAGGCGGCUAACGGGGACGCGCCGCUGCUGAUGAACGAUGAUGAUGAUGAAGACUCCUUCACCACUCAGGCGCUAAUGGCUCCGAAUAACAGUCACAUCCCGGUUUCGGUUUGAAUUCAUCAUCGGAUCCACCUUCAGCUCCAGUGAGUGCUCGGACCCGGUGGGCCCUGCUGCCGUCAUUCAUAAAACGGUCCUCAACGCGAAGAAUGGGCCCAUCUUUUAAUUUGGACAACAAAGAAUUCGGCUCCUGGAGACUGUAAGCUGCUUAGAGGAGCUCGUUUGAGCGUUUUUAGGCGAGCUAGCUUGCUGCCAGGCGGAUUACUGUGGACCGCACCGCCCUCUGUCCCUCAACUGGACUAAUUUGUCUCAUUUUCCACGUCCCUGUUGUGUGCACCGCGCCACGAUGAGCCCUCACACCGGGGACGCCGGCUCGGAAGUGGAGCCCAUGCCGGGAUACUUGGACCUCAUCGCCCGAGCCUCCUCCACCAUGCUGGGCGCGUGGAGGGACUGCAGCGCCUGCGGUCUGGAGCUCUCCAAACGGACUCUCCUGGAUAACGCCUACAUUACCUGGAGCGAAAUCGCCCUGUUCUUCUUUUGCGCCUUUUUGUGGACGCAGGUCAGGCGGGGACUGACAGAACGUCUGUUUCAGCCUUUAGCACAGUGGUGCAGGCUGCUGCCCAAAGAUGCUACCAAGAUGCCGGAGAGUGCGUGGAAGCUGGUCUUCUACAGCCUGUCGUGGUCCUACACCUCCUACCUGCUCUUCUUCAGCUCCUACUCCUUUUUCCACGACCCGCCAUCUGUCUUCUACAACUGGCAGAGCGGUAUGUCAGUGCCUACAGAUAUCGCCAUCGCCUACCUGAUCCAGGGCAGCUUCUACGGCCACUCCAUCUACGCCACAGUCUACAUGGACGCGUGGAGAAAGGACUCCUCCGUCAUGGUGGUGCACCACAUCAUCACGCUGGCACUUAUCUGCUUCUCCUACGCCUUCAGAUAUCACAACGUGGGGAUCCUGGUGUUGUUCCUCCAUGACAUCAAUGACAUCCAGCUGGAGUUCACCAAGCUCAACGUCUACCUGAAGACCAGAGGGGGAGGCUACCACCUGCUCAACGACAUCCUGUCCAACAUGGGCUCUGUCAGCUUCAGCAUCACUUGGUUCUGGUUCCGUCUCUACUGGUUCCCUCUCAAAGUGCUGUAUGCCACGUGUGUGUCCAGCCUCCAGUCCGUGCCCAACAUCCCCUUCUACUUCUUCUUCAACACUCUUCUCCUCACCCUGCUGCUCAUGAACAUCUACUGGUUCUUGUUCAUCGUUGUGUUCGUGGUGAAGGUGUUAAAGGUGAAGGAGGUAAAUGAUGUCAGGGAGUAUGAGGAAGAGGACGGCAGCAAGGCGGCUGCAGCGGCAGGUCUUCACAGAAACCCUCAGGCAGCAAACAAGGAUGCUGAUGAUGCUGGACAUCACAACUCUGCCCAGGGGAAGCACGUGCAGAACGGGGUCACCAAAGAGAAGCAUCUAUAAUGGGCUCUCUGUCGCCACCACCUGGAUCUAGGCUACAAGUACAACCAAGACGCCCCCUGCGGGACGGCUCCCACUCAAAUCGCAGCUCCUGAAGGGAGGAGUGCUUCAAACAGAAAAGGGAGGAGGAGACCCAGUGAGGGCGCAUUGAGUUUUUUUUAAUUUAAUUUUUAUCGGUUUUAGAACAUUUGACUUCAUCACUGUUUAGUUUUCGGUCUUGUUUUUUUUUUUAUUAGAGCACUAUGAAUGUCAUUUCAGGUGACUUUGUGUGUAAUUGUUGCUAACUUAACAUUCACUAGAUUCAGUAGAAACCAACCGGUGUGAGCUGGGCUGUGAUUGGAGUUACAGGCGCGUAGGAACUGUUAUUAUCAUGAUCAGCUCGGCAGCACAAAGCCCAGGUAAAGGAUUAGUCCUGUUGUGGGUCAGUCGACCUGUAGUCACCUGUAGUAGCCCCCCCCACAGAUAAGAGACAACUGACCCUGGCGGGCUGAGGCAUGUUCGCCGUCACUCCCUUUCCUCCUCCUCCCUCUUCUGACUCCGUCCUCCCUCUUUCUCUGUCUAAAGGAGAAGAGGCAAAAAAAAUAAAAAAUCCAACCCGAGGGAAACAUCCCAUUCUCAUGGGAGCUGUCUUUAUGUCGGCCAUGAUGCUGGAGAGCUUGUCCGGUGCUGUUACACCACAUGUAUUGAUUUCUCAUAUCAUUGCACAAGUCAGUGGUGGCGACGGCACAGCUCUGCUCCCCCUCCCUGCAUCCAUUAGUGUGAAUGGAAAAGCCACAUAGAUGUGUGUGUCGGUGUGUGUGUGUGUGGGUGGGCGGGUGUGUGUGUGUGGGUGUGUGUGUGUGUGUUUCAGGAUGUGGAGGAGCAGCCGAGUCUUUUAAAUCCACAACAUUUCACCUCUCAGUUUGUCUCUUGUACUGAUGAUCAACAGGCGAUGGGAAUAUUCACUCGUUCAUUCCUGUAUAGAAAAAAAAAAGCAAACCUUUUAUUAAUAUUAUUAUUAUUAUUAUUAUUAUUUUGAUUUCCUGGUCUUUCCCCCAGCGUAUCUGCUGCUGCACUGACAUGAAGGCAUUCAAGCUGAACGCUGCUUUAAUGACAGCCAAUUGCUGGAAUUGAUUGACUGGGUCUUAAGUUUCGCCCUCAUGGUUUUAAUUUGUGGAAUCGAAUCACGUUCCAACCCGUUCACAUCGAUCGGGGGGGUCCGAGGAAAUAGGGAACAAAAGCCCACGGCUUGUUUUUAAGAUUAAAUUAUGAAAUAAAACAUCAUGUAUGCACACAUUAUGGUAUUUAGGAAUGCAUGAUAUCGGAAUGAUUUAAAAAAAAUGAAAAUUAUAUGAAAUUGUCUUACAAAGGAACAUUGAAGAAGAAAAAAAAAUCAUCUAAAUGUGUAAUCAAAUGUCUUUAUAAAUGUCUGGAACUCUUCCUGAGCGGUGAGCAGCGGCGACCGCUGAACACACGUGACGUCGGCGGACCCACAAAGAAACGUUCGGCCGGCAUCGAAAUGUGAAUCUUUCAGGUGAAUCCUGCACACGGGAGGAUGUUCGAUGCCGUCGAACGCGUCAAAGUGAAAGGGAACGAUUUCAUUUCGACCGUCCUCUGUGGGUCCCGCCGCUCUACCCCACGUGUGAUGAGUGCGAGCAGCUGCUGCACCUCUAGAAAACAAGGGAUAAUUCUACUCCUCCUACCUUCUCGAUCAAAUUCAAGCUCUUGUUUGGAUGAACAGCUGCUUGUGCUGCUGGAUCAGGCCGCAGAUGUCGUCUGUCCGAAAGCGUCCGUCCUUUUGUUUUCUCUCAGUUUAUCUGUUCGUCUUCCACAUUUCUCACCUCAGCUAUUUGAGGUGUUGAAAAAAUAGUUUUUCCGCUAUCACUUUUAUUAUUAUUGUCGCUGUAGUUCAGGUUAUAAUUGUUGAUUUAUUUUGGAAUUGCUGCUGUUUGAAUUUGUUUCUCUGAGAGCACUGUCUGUAAUCCAGGUGUUGUUUUUCUGCCGUGUCAGUGACGUUCUGCUCAGAUCAUCUCCAGGGACCAGGGAGACGUUCAUCAUACACAACAAACAUCUGGAUUUAGUUUCGCAAUCUCGUCUAUUUUAAUCUGAAUGCUGGCUCACUCAUUUUUACUGUAGUCAUUACACGUGUACUGUAAUGUGACAUGCUCUAUCGGGCAUGUCGCUGCGUGUGUAAUAUAUCAGACACUGUGUCCGACUGGUCUUUAAUGGCGCGGUGUUCCGACAGGAAGUGACCACCGGCGUCCUGCCUGCUCAACUGUGAGACUACAGUAUGACAGUUUGUUGAUUUAUUGUUUUUGGUUAUUAUGUGAUAGCAGAUGACGAACGGGUGGGAUGACGCCCACAGAGGCCUGUGAUCUGGACUAGUUGCAUCUGGUUUGGUACUAAGUGCAGAAGGUGCCUCUUCAGUUUCUCCUCCGCUGUGUCAAACUACAAACAGUGCUGUGACGUGUGAGCGGUGGGGGGGGGGGGGGGCGACAUGAUGAAGUACCUAAUCACCACCGACUAAAUCUGAGAUUUCGUUUUAUCAUUAAUAUCCUGCUCACUGUACUCUAAACAUCUCGGGGCGGAUUCAGAACAAUCUUUUUAAUCUAUUACAUGUUUUCUGUUUACUUUAUUCCCUCCCAAGAUGGUUCUGACACACCUGUAUAAGAGCUGUGAUAUCACCCUGUGUAUUAAUGUCAGCACAUGAAAUGAUGUAUAUAUUCUGAUGAGGAUUUUUGAUCCAUAUCGCCCGCUCCUGACUGCUACGCCCACCACUGAUGGAACUGUCCAAAACUGAAUGAAGAUUGAGAGAAAGUCAUUUUAUUUUUUCCUUUCUGAUCUGAUUUGGCUGAUUCUUGUUUCAAUGUUUGAUACAUUGGCUCACAGCUCACUGACACAUCUUUGGUUUACGCUGUUGGACACAUGUCGCCUGUGAAGCUCAGUUCUGUCAGACACUCCCCUUAUGUUCAAUCAGCAGAGUACUCACACUCACGGACAUCAAUUCCCUUAAGGCAUUGUGUUUUCAGGUUGUGACGAUGUGCGUACGUGAAGAGCACGUGGAGGUGAAAUCAAAGAUUAACCGAUUAGAUUUGAGUGGUCAAAGGUCACCGUGAACAGAGUCUGGAAAAACUGUAUGUGAACAUAAACUGCACUGGUUGGAGGAGGGAUACAAACACAGCAUGCUGAUUUGAGUUUAGUCAAGAUCGAUGCAUUAUUUGAUUGGAAAUUGGUGAAGCAUCAACAACAACAAAAAAGGAUCCGCUUCAAAAUUUAAUGGCUUAUUUUUUAGGCCAACGUCCAAUCACUCCAUCUAGUUUCCUGGAAAUCUAUUCUAUUAAGAAUUCUGCUGACAAACCGAGAGGGCUGAAAACAACCUCCUCAGGUCGGCAUCUCUCGGCUCCGACCUUCCUCCAACAUCAGCACAGGGAGGAUCAGUGGGAACAGACCUGAGGCAGCAGCUCUGACAGAGACACUGUAUCCCAGAGGCUGUGUUGGAUGUUUUUGAAGUGAAUGUAACGGGAGCUGUCUGAACUGACUCACAGGCGUCAUGUCAUCACAACACAAAGCAUCUGCAUGAUUGUGCCAAAUCGUCGCCCUGAAUAACGAGGCGAGUGUUUGUGGGAGCUGGUGACGAGUGAAGAGGAAAAGCUCGUAGAGCGCGGCGGUCUGCAGAACAGCCCUGCUGGUGGUUCUUAUAAAUGCACUGUAAUUUAUUAGUAUUGUUUUUAUUGUUCAUUGGUAGAUCUAAAUUAGAAAAAGAAAAAAAAGGGAAAGGGUGAAUUUGGGAUUUUUUUUAUAAGGAAUUUCUGGUUUGAAUCACAAUUUUAAAUCAAGUGUAUUUUAAUUAUUUCAACAAAAGUGUAAACUAUGAAUUGCCCCGUUUGUUUUGUUCCUCAACUGUUCUAAAAAUCGGAUCACUUUCUAAAAUCGGACCACUUGAUGAAGACUUGCUCUUUUGUAAUACAGUUUUAAUACCAUUCAAGAAAUGUUUUACUUUCACUGUUGCUCCUCUCCCAUAAAAUAAAUAAAACGUGUCAUUAAAACAAGGA
This is a messenger RNA of Pleuronectes platessa (European plaice), 5972 nucleotides long. RefSeq names its product ceramide synthase 1 (gene cers1). The record is from RefSeq and is a predicted model, not a curated record. NCBI's taxonomy places the organism in Eukaryota, Metazoa, Chordata, Actinopteri, Pleuronectiformes, Pleuronectidae. Bases 835 to 1944 code for a protein of 369 amino acids. Gene Ontology annotation, molecular function: sphingosine N-acyltransferase activity. Gene Ontology annotation, cellular component: membrane. The transcript has 7 exons. Gene Ontology annotation, biological process: ceramide biosynthetic process.